AUGUCUUUCGGCGGCUUUGGCAGCAGCAGCAACGCGCCCGCGGGCGGCGGCGGCUUCGGCUCCAGCGCCUUUGGCGCGCCCGCCACGAGCAGCAGCGGCUUUGGCAGCUCCGCCGCCGCGUCGCCCUUCGGCAGCGGCAGUGGGCCCACGACCGGCGGCUUUGGCUCGACAGCGGCUCCGUUCGGGUCGGCCGCGCCCAAGUCGGCGUUCGGCGGCUUUGGUGCGCCGGCGGCGUCCACGACGGGCGGCUUUGGCGGCUUUGGCGCGACGCCCGCGACGUCUUCGGGCUUUGGGUCCACGUCGGCGUUCGGCAGCGGCGCAACAGGUGCGGGCAGCGGCUUUGGCACGUCGGGUUCUUCGGCAUUUGGCGCCAGUACGCCGUUUGCAGCCAAGUCGGGCGCAGGGACCGCUAGCGCGAGUCCAUUUGGCGCGACGAGUGCGUUUGGAGGCGCGGGCAGCUCCAGUGCGUUCGGCGGCGGUGCAGCGACAGGCGGGUUCGGGACCCCUACCGCAGCGAGCGGCGGGAUGUUUGGCAGCUCGACCACGGGCGGGUUUGGUGGCGCGACAGCGGCCAAGAGUCCGUUUGGCAUGACGCCGACCGCCGCGACAGCGACAUCGUCGGGCGGCUUUGGCGCGUCGACGACGGGUUCCACGGGCUUUGGCGGCUUUGGCCUGCAGUCUAUGGGCGCAUCUGGAGCGCCGGCCGCUGGUCAAGUGCAGGUCGGCACGGGCCAACCGCCGUACCAGUCGACGCGGGCAGUGGAGCCAGGCGGCGCGAGCGGCACGGCCAAUUACAUGUCGAUCUCGCACAUGCCUGCGUACGUGCACAAGUCGAUGGAAGAGCUGCGGUACGAAGACUACUUGAAGCGCACGGACCCUGCAGCAGCCCAAGCAGCCGCGGUGCAGAACGCGCCGGUGGCUGCUGGUGCAAAGGCAAGCACAACGGGUGCGUUUGGCGGCUUUGGCACGUCGCAGCCAGCAACGAGUUCGGCGUUUGGGGCGACAGGCGGCUUUGGCACGUCGCAGCCAUCGGCAUUUGGCGCCACGUCGAGUGGUGGCGGAUUUGGGUCGUCUGCUUUCGGUGCAACGACCACACCUGCGACAGUUGGCGGGUUUGGUGGGUUUGGAUCGCAGCCAGCGACUUCGACUACGAGUAGUGGUUUAUUUGGAAAUGCGGCUGCAGGUUCGAGUUCAAAUGCGUUCGGUGCACCGAGUACAAGCAGUGCAUUUGGGGCCGCUCCUGGUGCCACUUCAGCUUUUGGGGCACCAUCUACGGGUGGAGGGUUUGGCUCGACGUCAGGUGGAUUUGGCAGCGGCUUUGGCGCAGCAGCGGCAGGACAACCACAGACUGGUGGGUUUGGAGGGUUUGGUGCCGCCGCUCCGGCGUCCUCUUCCGGCUUUGGUGCUUCGGGUUUUGGUAAGGCAGCAGCGCCUUCAGCGUUUGGGGGCUUUGGAACCACGCCAGCUUCUUCGGCAGCACCGGCAACGGGUGGGUUUGGAUUUGGAGCGACGCAACCUCAAGCAGGAUCGACUGGCUCUUCGUUCGGCGGUUUUGGAGCAGCAACGCCAUCUUCCACUGGUUUCUCAUUUGGAGCAACUGCUGCCAAGCCUGCCAGUGGCUUUGGCUUUGGUUCUGGUGGUAGCACGAGUGCAUUUGGAAGUACAACCGGUAGUGCGUUUGGUGCUACCACUACGCCCAGUGCGUUUGGUGCUACCGCUGCGCCCAGUGCGUUUGGUGCUACCGCUGCGCCCAGUGCGUUUGGUGCUACCGCUGCGCCCAGUGCAUUCGGCGCUACUCCUGCACAAUCUGCCCCUGGUUCUCUCUUCGGGUCUACCGGUGCAGCCAGUGGCUUGAACGGUGGCUUUGGUUUUGGAAGUACCUCGACCACCGCGCCCAGUUCGACAAACAGCUUCUUCGGCGCUGCGAAGCCUGCAACAACCGGUCUUUUUGGAUCAACAACGGCCACUCCCACUCCAGGAGGUUUUUUUGGUGGUGCUGCGAGCACCGGCGGAUCAUCGCUCUUUGGAGCACCAACUGCGAUCACGAACACUGGAACGACCGGGUUUGGUUUUGGCGGUGGUGGGUUUGGAGGGACGACUACUGGUGGCUUUGGUGGCUUUGGAUCUGCCGCUACCCCGGCUGCUCAAACAGGGGGAUUUGGCACAGCUAGCAGUCUGUUCGGGCAACCGCAACAGCAAGCAGCUAUUGCGCAGCCACAAGAGUUGAUUGCAGCUCCCGACGUGAACCCGUACGGUGCUGGAUCGUUUGGUGCUGGUCUGGUUGAGCAAAAUGUGAAAGCUGCACUGGACCUUCAGGCCAUCAAGACAGGUGUUAGUGCGUCUUCUCGGUUGGUGUCUUUUGCAGACGAAGUGGGGCUUCCAUCGGAUCAGCCUCUGGUAGCACGACGUCAAGCGUUGAGCGCUCCACGCCACGCGGUCCCAGUUUCGUUCAUCCGUGGCUCAUUCAGGGGCUCCAAGAGUCGGUUCUCUACGAUCGCGACCCCGGCUCUUUCUAACGGCCUCCGAUCCAGAUCGGUUGGUGAUGGCGGUGGUAAGGAGGACGAGUUCAAGUUUACGUCAUCUCUGUUCCGUAACUCGAUGACGAAGAAGCUCGUGAUUGACAAGGAGGAGAAAAGCUCUGUUCGAAGUUUUCCAGAAAGUUCGCGCGUGUCUGUUGUGCCGAUCACUGAUGGCGAUCGUGCUGACGUGUUUGAAAGCGGCAACUCUCGCAAACAGUUGUUGCAGGCUGACAAUGACGGCAAGUACAACAUUACGUUUUGCAAUCAGACGAACAAGAAAACGUUUUCGCUGCGUCUACACUCGAAUCAGACCGUGAAACAAGUAAGAAAUGAAGUGAAGCUCUUGCUCCGUGAUAGCAGUGCAUCAGCAUCAUCUCCGAUCGUUGACGCCAAGUUGGUUUUGAAGGGUCGGAUUUUACACGACAAUGAUUUUGUCAAGGAGCUGCGGCUAGAGGAAGGGGACUCGAUUGACGUGGUUGUAAUAGAAAAUCGUGCGGACCUCGACAAGCUUGGAGACCCGGACGUCUCGGUUUCGUCGCUGAGUAAGAUGCCUGAGGCACAAACUAGUGAUAAGACAGCGCCACCGAAACGGUUCAUGACCUACGACGAGUACUUGGUCUCUGCCGGUCGUGACGACGAUGAUUUUCUCAACGAUACUGAAGCAGGCAGCACCAGCCGGACUUUCCCUGUUACGCCGUCGUGUCCUACACUGAAGAACAAAGACUAUUACACUAUUCCGUCUUACGAGCGCCUACAGGCGAUGACCGACGACGAACUCUCCCAAGUAGAAGCAUUUACCGUUGGUUGUCGUGGCUUGGGUGCAGUUGAAUGGAUUGGUAAGACUGACGUGCGAUCUCUUGAUCUCGACAAGCUGGUGCUAUUUGAGAAGAAGGAAGUGAUUGUAUACAAGGACAAUGAAGAGAAACACGAACUUGGUAAGGGUCUGAACAAACCUGCUAUUGUCGAACUUCUUGGUAUAUUUCCUCCUCGCAAGGCGGCCUCUCCUGAAAAGUACAGUGAGCGUGUGAAGCAGCGUACGGGAGAUAUUGGUGCCACCUUCAUCGACUACUCCCCUGAUACGGGCAUCUGGCGGUUCCGAGUUGAGCACUUCAGCCGAUACGCUCUUGGCGAUGACGACGACGAUGACGAUGACGAUGAUGAUGAUAUGGGUGGUCACGAUGGAGGAACUGACACACACGACGGAGCGAUCGAUGCACAAGAGAAGGAACUGCAAGCUGGAGAAUUGUCACGAAGGCCGGGUCUGACUCGUGGUCAUGUGGUCGGUCAAAGCAAAAUGCCCUUUACGGCCAACCGCAGCCGACUGUUUCGCCAGUCACGUAUUUUUGACGGUGACAUGAGCAGCAAAACUGUCGUUGCGUCAUUUGGAGGCCAGCUGGCGCCUGUUGCACUCAGCGACAGGCUGGUUGGAAUGAGGGGCAACUUGAACAAAGCUGCAACCGUGGCGGGAGCAGAGACGACAUUCGACGUUGCCGAAGAGGCAGUGGUAAUGCAAAAGGAUCAGUGGCCGACAAGCAAGGUGUUUCCUGUCGUUCCUUACUCCUUAAAACCACUUGGCGUUGGUGACGCUAACCAUUUGCGAGCUGAUGAGAAGUCAACGACGUACCAGAUGAUGUUGCAAGCGUCUAACCAAAAGCAGUCUGAAGCCGUGCGCAAUAACAUCGACGGAGGCAUGUUUAUGGCCCGUUCGUUUCGGUGUUCGUGGGGCCCGGGCGGCGAGCUAGUCAAUUUGGGGAAGCUCAUUUCGCAUCGGAAAGACCGUUUUGGUGUGGAGGGCGACGGCCGUCACGUUUGCAUCGAGCACCCGCUUCGACUUGCUGAAAACCGAAAGGUAGACCUUCACGAUGGGUUGAAAAUGCAUCAUGAGUGUACUUCGCGUGACCGGGACUCUAGCGACUUCGUAGACGAAGGAGAUUUGGAGGUGUCUACCGAAUAUGCGCUUCCUACGAACGAGCGGUUGAUGAACUGCUUGCACAAGUAUGUUGUUUUCGCGGAAAGCCGAGUCCACGAUAAUCGUGGUAGUUCUUUUCCGAAGGUCAGAGUGCUCACGUGGAAAUUGGUCGAAGCUUUGUGGGGUCAGGAACAUGGCGCCGAGAUGGUGGAUCGACUUGAUUCCACUUUUCACCACCUUGCAUUGAGAGAUGAUCCUAAUGUAGUAGAAACGCUGGACCUUUUCCAAUUGCUGGAUCUGCGCAGGGAAGCCAUAUCUCAGUGGUUCGAGACUGCGUUGAGCGACGCACAGACCAGGCCCACAUCUGACGACGGUCCCAGUACAAAAGGCGUCCUGCGCCUGCUGUAUCAGCACCGAAUUGUGGAGGCAGCGGACAUGGCGAUGGAUUGCGGUCACUUGCGCCUGGCAACAUUGAUUGCGCAAGCGGCGUCCUACGAAGGUGCUGACUUUCGCCAUAUGAUGGUGAAACAAAUGGAAGAGUGGAAUGAAAAUGGGUCGCUGCAUUGUAUGGACCAAAGUUUGGUCCUCGUUUACAGCGUGUUGUCGGGAAGCGUCGAGGCGUUGUCUACUUGUGAAGGUGCGAGCAUGUCAUGGGUCGCUUGCCUCGCGCUGUUUUUGUGGUACACGCGCGGCCCCGCGUCAUCCCUAAAGUCGGCCAUGGCGCUGUACGAAGACGCUGUCUGUAAGCGACUGGCUCCUCCUCCAGUUUCACAGUUUGCAGUUGCGGGUACCGAAAAAGAGGACGUGUUGAUGGAGCUCAUGAAGCUCUACAUCGGAGACGUGGCUUCACUUUGCAAAGUGUUGUCGCCUAGUGGAUAUAUGACGCAAGGAUUAUUUCACUUGGACUAUGAGCUGUCGUGGCAUCUACAUAGCGUCUUGCGUGCGAUGGGUUACAAGCUUGAACGUCAAUGGGAAUCACACAUCCACCAGGAUUUCAUUCGCCAACUAGAGGGAUGUGGUCUUUGGAAAGACGCGUUGUAUGUUGCGCUCAAUAUUUCGGACGCAACGGAGCGGGAAUGUACAUGCCGCGAGCUGCUUUUUCGGAAUGCAGACGCUUUGGCUUCGAACGCGUCUGACCAGAAAAGUCUUUGUCGGCGUUUGAGUAUUCCCACUGAAUGGGUCAGCGAGGCACUGGCCGUGAGAGCUAUUGUGAGGUCGGAGCGUAAGGAAGAAAUUGCGCACUGGAUAGCUGCUCGGCGCUAUGAAGAAGCUCAUGCGUGCUUGGUAUCGCACGUUGCCAUGCCGAGCUUGUUUGGUGACGAGAAAGACAAGUUGAUGCAGCAGCUACUUGAGUUGGAGCCCAUGUCAGCGCACAUCCCACUGUGGAAGAGCUGUGAGAAGGUGUAUACCAUCGGAGGCGGACUGCUGUUGGAGUACCUUCGUCUUGAGCAGCAGAAAGGGCUGGAAGCCGGCCAUGAAGACCAGUUCCUCCAGCGCGUCAUGCUGCUGUCUCAGCAACUUUCUAGCGCCCGAGAUGCUUCGGCGAAAGAUGGCACGAUGGUUGCAGAGAAAGAUGCGCUACUAGCGCUAGCUUGCGUGUCAUCAAUGAUCGUGUCCUUGGCCACGCAGGCAGUGCAGCUGCGGUCUAGUCAAUCGUACGCAAGGGAGCGCGAGCUGAUGGACGAUUGUUCUUCGAUGUUGCCAAUGGAAUUGGAGCCGAAGUUUCUCAGCGGGCUUGCACACUUGGUAACCGGUCGCGAGACAGGCUACGUGGAGUCGUACCGGACGAGUCAGUUGAUGCCUUUGUGCUCGGCUUUCCUCGAUUGGCGAGCUUGA
Hyaloperonospora brassicae is the source of this 6264-nucleotide messenger RNA. Lineage: Eukaryota; Oomycota; Peronosporomycetes; Peronosporales; Peronosporaceae. The record is from the annotation of a GenBank genome assembly.